Messenger RNA from Lasiosphaeria miniovina, 1780 nucleotides. RefSeq names its product Pex12 amino terminal region-domain-containing protein. Gene Ontology annotation, molecular function: protein binding; zinc ion binding; ubiquitin-protein transferase activity. Gene Ontology annotation, cellular component: peroxisomal membrane; peroxisomal importomer complex. Bases 115 to 1437 code for a protein of 440 amino acids. Gene Ontology annotation, biological process: protein import into peroxisome matrix; protein monoubiquitination. The transcript has a single exon. NCBI's taxonomy places the organism in Eukaryota, Fungi, Ascomycota, Sordariomycetes, Sordariales, Lasiosphaeriaceae. The record is from RefSeq and is a predicted model, not a curated record.
CAGCAUCCCUACCACCUGCAACCUUACCCGGCUUUAGUUCUUUGCUUCCCAUCCGACCUCAUCAACUUGCCUAUCGACGGCAUCAGAUUAAAUUGAUUUGAUGGGUGGACAGUGAUGGAGUUUGUGACGGCCCUCCGGGGCAGCUUCGACGAUGGCAAGCCGUCGCUGUUUGAGCUUCUGUCGGAGCAGCAGCUGGUGGGGCUGCUCCCGCCGACGCUGCGCUACCUGUUGACGGUGGCCACGCAGCGCUACCCGCGCCAUCUGCUGCGCGUGCUCAACAGCUUCGACGAGCUCUACGCCCUCGCCGCCCUCGUGGUCGAGCGCCACUACCUGCGCACGCGCGCCGGGUCCUUCACCGAGAACUUCUACGGACUCAAGCGCGAGAAGGCCCUGGCCGCCGACAUCCCGCGCGCCGCCCACUCCGCCCCCGCCGUCGUGCGCGACGCCCUGCGCCUGACCACGGCCGACGUCUGGCGCAACCUCGCCGUCAUGGUCGCCCUCCCCUACCUCAAGCGCAAGCUCGACGAGUCGUACGAGGUCGACGCCCCCCGCGCCCUGCUCGGCCAAGCCUACUCGCGCCUGCCCCCCGGCGCCCGCUGGAGGGACCGCCUGCUGCACUUCUACCGCUGGUUCCUGCGCAACGUCUACCCCAGCGUCAACGCCGCCUACUACUUUGCCCUGCUGGCCUUCAACCUGGCCUACCUCUUCGACAAUGCCCGCACCCACAACCCCUUCCUCUGGCUGAUCGGCACCCGCGUGCGCCGCAUGAACGCCGCCGACUACCGCGCUGUCGAGGAAGCCUUGACCAAGACGACGUCUGCCGCUGCCGCCGCCGCGAGCCCUGCCGCCGCCGGCACCUCGGCCAUGCUGCUGUCGUCGCCCCGCGCCGUGGGCGCCCGCUUGCUGGGCGGCCUGUCGCUGGUGCUGCCCACGAGCAUCUUUGCCCUCAAGUUCCUCGAGUGGUGGUACGCGUCCGAGUUUGCCAAGCAGCUGUCGCGCAAGGCCGGCGAGAGCCUCAACCUGCCCCCACCGGUUGUGACGGGGCUGCCCGACGACGGGAGCGGCCCGGCGAAAAGGGCCAUCUCAAAGACAGCAGAAGAGGAAGACAAAGACGACGACGACGACGACAGCGACCUGUCCCCAGAGACGGCGUACAUCGCGGCGUCGUCGCUACUGCCCAUCUUCACCGUGCGCGCCCCCGUGCGCUCCGACACGUGCCCCAUCUGCGAGGACGCCAUGGCGACCCCCACGGCCUGCCAGACGGGCGUCGUCUACUGCUACCGCUGCAUCCACCGCUGGCUGACGGGCGACCACCCGCGCCAGGAGCGCUUCAUGGCCGACAAGGAGGGCCACUGGGAGAGCGGCGCCGGGCGGUGCGCCGUCACGGGCCGCCGCGUGCUCGGCGGCACCGAGUCGCUGAGGCGCAUUAUGGUGUGAAGCCUAGUUUAGAUCGUAGAGAGUGUGCGUUGCGUGUUGUAAGCUCUGUGUGUGUGUGUGUGUGUUUUUAUGGUGUAUAUAGCAUAGGGCGGUACAGGCCGGCUGGUUGAGCAAGGUGCCUGUAGUUGCGAGUUGGCGAGCGCAUAGCGAAGGGGUGGCGUUUUCGGAUCAGGGCUGGCCAAAAAAAAUUGCUUUAUUGGAUGCGAGGAAAGAAAGGUGCUAUACUGUACAUAGAAUCUACGUCAACGAAACACGUGCUUUGUAUGUAUAAUUGUAUACUAGUUGCCCUGAAUGAAGCUAGCAGUGUGUUGGCGACACUGUUUAUACACAGACAAGUGCAGCU